GACCGGAGACAAAGCUCUGGAGUAGACUAGACACAUUUGUCAUCUCUUACUCUGUUAAACACUAACUGAACUCUCCACACUUGGAUGCAGGACAAAAUCAGUCUCAUUUUUUUCGUCUAAAGAUGUGGAAAUUUUUAAUAUUCACCAUCUGCCUAACCCAGAUCCUGUCCUGUGUGGAGUCGUGCUUUCUCCAGAGAUCUCUCUACGUAAAUUCACCUGGAAGACUUCGACCUGGACACCGUGUAGCAAAAGUUGAAACCGUCGGCUGUGAUGCGAAAUCAACGCGGUUAACUGUGAAGGACCCGAGUUUCACAAUAAAAAGUAACGGGGAAAUUGUAGCUUUAACGUAUGUCUCAGUGGGAGAAAGAGGACGGACAUUUUCUGUGUGUGCUCAGGACAAUAGUGGACUGGAAAGUAAGAUGGAAGUUCACCUUGUCCGCAGUACAAUGCUGAAAAGACAUCAACGAGGCCAAGGCUCCCUGAACCGCUCUAAAAGACGGAGAGAUUGGAGACGUCCGACAUUCAAUAUAGUGGAGAAUUAUGAAGGGAACUAUCCAGAAGAGCUUUCAACGUUAGUGAUAGACGCUGCAGAAUACCAUGAUGUGUACUAUACUAUCGAAGGAGAAGGAGUCGAUACGUAUCCAACUGGAGUGUUCAGUCUGGACAGAGACACGGGGGCUCUGCUCUUGCUCAAAGCACUGGAUCGUGAGGAGUUCCCAGAAUAUGAUUUUGUAGUGCGUGCUUUUGACAAGCAUACUAAUGUGCAGCUAGGCGAGGAAUUGCCCCUGAGAGUGAUUGUAGAUGAUGUCAAUGACAAUGCCCCGGAGUUUGUAGGUCCUUUACAGUUUACAGUUCCUGAGCACUGUAGUGCAGGGACUGUGGUGGGAGUGGUGAGUGCAACUGACAGAGACGAAAUUGGCACCGACCAUGUGAAGAUUAAAUAUACACUCGUAUCUGGAUCAAACAUGUUUACCAUUCAUCCAGAAACAGGUGUCAUCACAACAACAACCAACACCCUAGACAGAGAGCCAUUAGACUAUGAGAAGACGAUCACUGCACAAAAUGUAGCAUCACUGAAUGGCAGCAGUACCACGUGGCAGUCCAUCCCUAUGAAUGUCAAUGUCAAAAGAGGGGAUGGGUAA
Messenger RNA from Neolamprologus brichardi, 1142 nucleotides. Lineage: Eukaryota; Metazoa; Chordata; Actinopteri; Cichliformes; Cichlidae. The record is from RefSeq and is a predicted model, not a curated record.